UAGGCCAAAUGCAGACACUGCUUCUGAUUUGGUCCAAAACAUUAAGGGCAGCAGCCCUGGAGAAUAUCAUCAGAGACUGCUCUAGACUCAGAGAACCCUCCACAUUCCGCAUCUGAAGCAUCUUCUACUACUCCAGGUUGGAUUACCCUUUAAAGGAGAGGCGAUGGCAUUUUAUCCCCUCCAAAUUGCUGGGCUGGUUCUUGGGUUUCUUGGCAUGGUUGGGACUCUUGCCACAACCCUUCUGCCUCAAUGGAGAGUUUCAGCUUUUAUUGGCAGCAACAUCAUUAUCUUUGAGAGACUCUGGGAAGGGCUCUGGAUGAACUGUGUCCGCCAAGCCAAGGUCACGCUGCAGUGCAAGUUCUACACCUCCAUGCUGGCUCUCCCACCUGUCGUGGAAGCAGCAAGAGCCCUCAUGUGCGUAGCCGUUGCUCUCUCCUUCAUUGCUCUCAUCAUUGGCAUCUGUGGCAUGAAGCAGGUCCAGUGCACAGGUUCUGAUGAGAGGGUCAAAGCAUACCUUCUUGGAACUUCCGGAGUCCUCUUCAUCUUGACGGGCAUCUUUGUUCUGAUUCCAGUGUGCUGGACAGCCAAUAUCAUCAUCAGGGAAUUCUACAACCCAGCCAUCCCCAUCGGUCAGAAACGAGAGCUGGGAGCAGCCCUUUUCCUGGGCUGGGCGAGCACUGCGGUCCUCUUCAUCGGAGGGGGUCUGCUCUGUGGAUUCUGGUGUUGCAACAGAAAGAAGCAAUGGCGCAGAUAUCCAGCCCCCGCACACUGUGUGCCGUCCAAACAGAAGCAAAAGAACGUGACCGGGCUCAGAAAGACCUCCACCAGUUAUGUCUAACACGUGCUUUCACACCAACUACGGAUUAUGGUCAAUGCAUUUUUUAAAAGUCCUGCCAGAAACUGUAAGUAUGUCAGGCAGGAGAACUUUGCUCAUAGCUAGAUUUAAAAUGAGACGAAUAUUGUAAUUUGUCACCUGAGGCGGAAAUGUCAAUGACAUACUUGGCUAUACUGAUCUCUUGUGUAUAAAUGCAUUUUCUAUUUAUUGGACUCAACACCCAUUUCAAAUUAUGUGCUCUAAAACCAAGAAUAUUCUUAAUCAUUAAAAAGUAUAUAAUGAUGGACUAUUCCUUUCUAUCAUAUAU
Messenger RNA from Heterocephalus glaber (naked mole-rat), 1142 nucleotides. It is a transcript of the gene Cldn17, whose product is annotated as claudin 17. NCBI's taxonomy places the organism in Eukaryota, Metazoa, Chordata, Mammalia, Rodentia, Bathyergidae. The record is from RefSeq and is a predicted model, not a curated record. Gene Ontology annotation, molecular function: structural molecule activity. Gene Ontology annotation, cellular component: membrane; bicellular tight junction.